UUACCGGGAGGGUUAAAAAAAAAAAAAAAAAAAAAAAGUUGAGUCGGAAGUUUCCAGCGGUAGAGACGGGGUUUUCUCGCGCAGACAGCAGCGGGGAGGGGUGCGGGUCCAACAUGGGAAACGGGGUGUGCUCCCGCAGGCAGCGGAGGAUCUUCCAGUGUCUCCUGCUGGUCACGGUGGUCUGCGGGAUGAUGUACGGGGGGAUGAUAUCGUACGAGAUGCACAAACAGCUCAAGAGGACGGAGACCAUGGCGCUCAAGUACCAGCAACACCAAGAGUCUCUGUCGGCGCAGCUCCAAGUGGUGUACGAGCAUCGCUCCAGGUUAGAGAAGUCUCUUCAGAAGGAGAGGUUAGAGCACAAAAAGGCCAAAGAAGAUUAUCUGGUUUAUAAACUGGAAGCGCAACAGUCGCUCAACAAGGAGAAGCAAGACUCCAGCAGCAGAUUCAAUUCUCUACAAGUGCAACAUCAGAUGCUAAAGAACCAGCACGAUGACCUGAAGAAACAGUAUUACGAGCUGCAGGACCAGCACAAAGCCCAGGGCGAGGACCACGGCCGCCUGCUGGAUGAACACAGGGACCGCUACGAGAAACUGCAGCAAGUCAAAGAGGUGGAAGUCACCCAUCUCAAAGAUACUGUAUAUAACCUAAGGGAGGAAAAUAAACAGCUGAGGAAAGCCCACCAUGACAUUCACACACAGCUACAGGAUGCACAGGUUCAGCAUCAGGACCUGAAAGCUGCCCACAACCAGCUCGCACUGACACUGGAAGACCACAAGAGUGCGCUGGCUGCAGCUCAGGCGCAGGUGGAUGAAUACAAACAGCUGAAGGAGUCCCUGAACAGGGCACCCAGUCAGAGACAGCCUGAACAAAACCCUGCCCCUCAGCAGCCGCAAGCAGCUGCCAUAGCGCCCGAGUCCCAUGUUCAUGAAGCCAGACAGCAAGACACAAUACCGGUGCAGACGCACAAAGAGGAGCCCGCAGCCCAUGAGGAAGAACGCCAGCACACUGAGUCCAAAUUGAACCAUCAAGAGGAGGAGGUGCAUGCCCAGUCACAGCACACCUUAUCAGACAAAGAGGAGGACAGAGAGGGAGAGGCCGAAAGGAGGAGGGAGCUGGCGGAAGAGGAGAUGGCUCAAGCGGGACAGCCACAGAAGCUGGAAGAGGAUCCGGACCAACCACUUGAUGAGAUGCAGGAGGAAGAGGAGGAGCCAGAACCGGAACAGCCCGACGAGAACGCCCUGGACCAACAGAGACAACAGAUACAACCGGGUCCCCAUCAUGACACCCAGCUGCAGCACGAGGCGCACGCACAGGCGGGACAUGUGAAGUCGGCCUACGAGCAGCAGCAGGAGCAGCAGCGCCUGGAGGCUCAACGGGCCGAGGAGCGCAGGCAGAUCCAGAUGCACCAGGAGGCCCUGAAGGCCCAGAGAGACAGGGUGCUGAAGGAGAGGGAACAGAAGAUGAAGGAGCAGCAGGAGAGGGAGCAGCAGCAUCACAAGGAGGCCGACAGACGGGAGCAGAUGCUGAGAGAGGAGCACCAAAGGAAGAGGGCCCAGUAUGAAAAUAUGGACAAUGAUAUUGUCCAAGGAGAAGAUGAACGCCACACUGACGAUGAAGAAGAGAGAGAUGUUCAUAUGUUACACGAGGAGGAGGAGGAGAAACAAGGAGUGGAUCACAGAGUGCCUCCACAUCAGGGCGGCGUAGACGGUGAGCUGGACCCCGAGGACGAUCCCAACAACCAGGGCGAGGACGAGUUUGAAGAGGCCGAGGAUGAGCGGCCGCAGCACAGGGUCGGGGAAGAGGAAGAGGAGGCGGUGGAGGAGGAAGAGGAGCCGGCAGUGCCGGCCCAGCACAUAGACACGCACCACGGCCCUGAACAACCUGCCGUGGAGGAGGAACUGGUGAUGGCUGGAAACCCGGAUCAACAGGAAGAUACGCUGGACGACCAGUAUCAGGAGGAAGUAGAGGAUGAGGCUCAGGAGGACAUAGCUGGCGGGCAGAAGCGAGAGGAGGAGGAGGUGGAGGAGGAGGAUCCAUAUAAUGAGGAGAACAUAGAACAGGAUGAAGUAAAAAACCAGGAGGGACCAAAACCAGAGGGGGACCACAGGAAAGAGGGCGAGAAUAACGAGGAAGACAAUUACGAAGAGGAAGAAGAGGAAGCAGAGGAGGAAACUGCUGGUCGAGGCAAGGGAACCAAUCGGAGGGCAGAGAUGUAAGACGGACUUUUGCGGACUUUCGACCAGUUGCAGUGCCUUUUCGGCUGCCCACAGAGCCUAUCAGGUCUUUCUUUCCCUUGUUUCCCAAAGGAAUAAAACCAGCCAUUCAUUUAAAAUUCCAAUUAGAAAAAUUGGGAUACUAUGCCUGGAAGAUGGGAUGUCGUUCGAAACACUGUGAGGAUGGAACUGAGCAGCUUACACUGUGGAAAUGGACAAGAAUUUGUUGGGCAGAAAUGGGACGUAUACUGUAGUUUUUUUGUUUUUUUUUUGUUUUGUUUCAUUUUUUAUUCAUUCAUGCUUUUGUCUACUCGCACGUCUGCCUGAUUGCCUGAUCUGUUUUUAACAGCAGACAGGCAAGAGAAUGUAUUUUCAUCAUGUGCUGUCUUUGAGUAUGUAUAAAGAAAGCAAAGAUAAAUUAUGUUAUUCUGAGGUCCUCAUGCUCAAGCCUUUAUAUGUAUGUUUUAUGCAAACAGUUGUAUUCUUUGUAGAGUUCAAAUUUACAUCUCGUCAUUCCAAUCGAUCGAGUCGUUUUCUGUUAUUUAUUGUUGAUUGUAACAAUUCUGACAAUCGUAAAGAGGUGCGACAUUUCUUUUUAUUUCCCCAGACUGAACUAGUUAGUUUCACAGCGGCUUUUACCAACGUCUUGAUGCUCUAACACAGGAGUAUUUUCACUGGAUAUUUCUGCAAAUGCCGGUCUUUUAGGUCAUUUUACACUCAUAAAGCAAAGCAUUUCAAUAGGACAGAAGAGAUGAGCAUGCCAGUUAGUGCUGAACCUCUUGCAUAUUGCUUCAGCACAGCCUUAAAUCGAGGGCUGAUUCAUGUCGACUGCUGGUGUGAAUUAAAUUCACAAACUUUAGUUACUGUACAAUGUACGGUAAAAAAUACAUGCUGACAAUUUGUACAUUUUUCCACCAGUUAUAUUUGAUACAAAAACGUGGGAUUCCGAUUGUAUUGAACCACAUUUGUCAUCUGAAUGUUGUGCGUGGAAUAAAGAGGUCAAAGAAUUUCAGGUCACAGGGA
Molecule: messenger RNA, 3236 nt
Organism: Larimichthys crocea (large yellow croaker)
Lineage: Eukaryota; Metazoa; Chordata; Actinopteri; Sciaenidae
Gene: golim4a
Product: golgi integral membrane protein 4a
Exons: 16
Coding region: 114-2216 (700 amino acids)
Cellular component (GO): Golgi membrane; Golgi apparatus
Source: RefSeq, a predicted model, not a curated record